AAAAAAAUAAAAGGAAUGUUCUUAAAAUUUUAAAAUAAAAAAUAAAAAAGAACAAUGUAUAUGAUAAACAAGUAGUAUUAGGUUUUGUACUAUAGUAAUCAAAGUUUUACGUUUUGUAAAUACUAUUUUGUGUUUUUGUUUAUGUCUGAAAGUCCGAAAGUGUGAUAUCAUGUUUCAAUUUCAUGGUAUAGUGAAUCACAGUUUAAUAGGAGUCAAUCGAGAUUGCGAUGUAAAACAUUAAUGGAUGGAAACAAAUGCAAUUAUUAGAGUACAUGGCUAUGGUAAAGAUAUUGUUACUGGCCAGACUGACACCUCAAAGUGGCAACCUAACAACAGCUCAAAGAAUCAAGUAAUACUCAAUAUUAAAUAUAAAUAAAUCGUUUCACACUUUCACUAAACUAAACUGACUUUCAUGUAUAUUAAAUAGCUCUAUCAGUUCUAAACCGUUAGAUGUCCAGUAGACCAGUAAGUGUGAUCCCUUAUUGAUCCAGUGUUACAACAGGCAGGAGAAAACCUAAACUAAACUAGCUUUAUACUGGAUGGCUUUAUCAGUUCUGAACUGUUCUUCCUAGAAAUCCAGCAUACAGUAUGGUCCAGUGUUGCUAUUAGAUCUGAGGAAACCAGGGUACCAACCUCGUACCCAGGAUCUUUCUGGAGAGACCCUGGGAACGAGGUUGCCAGGGUACCUGGAAAAAAUGUGUGGUGUUUGGUAAAGUCAAACCGUAGGACACCCUUAUCAACUGAGGCCAAAUUAUUAUCGGACAAUUACAUAUUGCAGAAAUCUAAUCCUAGUUGUUUUUAUUGUAAAACAAACCACAAGGCAAUUUUUACAUCAUUUUAAUUUAUCUAGAGGUCAUUUGGCAGAGACUGGACACACAUGUGAAUUACAAAACAGUGAAUUUUUUGAAACCAGUGAAGGUUUUAGACACUAUAUUGUUGAAAAUGAAUUUUGUUGUGUCAUCGGGAUUCACCUUUGGCGAGCAGGGAAAUUUCUUCUAGGUGUGGAAUUUUUUCAAUAAAAAUACAAUCAAUAAUUUAAUGAGUAACACAAUUAACUAUAUUGACCAAAUAACAGAAUGGUUCAUAAGUUGAUAAGGUUGGCUAGAUGUCAUGGUCAAUAAUUGAUUUGAUUUAUUUAAUCAAUAAAUCAAUUUUUUUAGAUUUAUAAUUAAUAACCAAUCAAUUAUCUAAGUCAUCAUCAAUCAAUCACUUGUCCAAUCACUCAAUAAAUUACUCAGUCUAUCAAGUAUCCAAUCAAUUAAUUGAAUUAUUUUAUCAAUAAAUCAUUCAUCAGUCAAUUAUAAAAUCAUAUUAAUCAAUAAUUCAAUCAACUAAUGAGCCAAUAAAUCAAUAUGCUAAUGAUUCAAUCAGCCAGUUAGUAAAUGAAUCAAUUAAUCAAUAAAUGGUUUUUAUCUACUAGGUAUCAAUUAAUCAACGAAUUAACCAAUUGAGCAGCCAAAUAAUCAUUCACCCAAUAACGAAUUAUAUGAUCAGGCCAAUCAAUUAUAUUUUCAAUUAAUAUUUUAUGAUCAAUAUUCAAUCAAUAUAAAAAAAACUAUGCGUUUUCUAUUGCAAUAGACUGUCCAGUACCAUUUUCCAUGAUAUUUGGUGGCACUGACCUAAAUGAGCAUGUUCAAGACAGCAAGAAACUUCAUGUCAUGACACAAGUCGUUGAAAAAGCAAAGUACGUAUCCGGGGCUUGUCGGAUGUACCUGUUUUAAGCAAAUUAAUUGAGAGAUUUCACAUUUGACAAAGCCAAAGGCACAGAGGUCAAAUAAAAAAAAUUGUUUUUUCUCAGGAAUCUUGUUGCAUUCUCUCAAACGAUGGCAUCUAAAGCUGAAGAAAUUUGGGUGGGUGGACUUAUACCUUGUCCUUGUAUCUAAAGUUGCGUAAUGACGUAAUCCGUCUUUAUACAUUUGCGCACGCGAUUUAAUUUCGCUCAAUUUUACGUUUUGGUAGCCUAAAAAGUUUGCAACAGUGUAAAAAAUACUGUAUUUUGGAAUAGUAUUGAUAGGUUAUUAGGUUGAUACUGUCUUUUUCUUAACUCUUUUAUAGCCAAAUGUCAAGCCCAAAUUGAUUGUUCAGCCCCAAGGUACACCAUACAAUGUAUAUAUCUUAGCAUCAUCAUUGGACAUUGAUCAAUGGGAAAAUCAUAUAAAGUGCUACAAUUCCAAGAUUUAUUAUAUGGCAAGACGCUCCAUCUGCAAAAUGCAGCAUUUUAUUGAUGGACCGUGCUCAAUCAAUGACAUAAUAUGUAUUUUCAGCUGUAUUCACUUGUCCAUCUGAAAAUUUUACAGAAAUCGAUAUGAUUUGCAAAAUGAAAGGUACCUUGUCUACAUUGUUUAAUGUUCUUGCGAAGCAAAAGCAUUUUUCUUUUGCGCUUCAAUAAUUUCAUUUCCAAUUCCAAUCAUGUUAACCUAGAAACGGUUUUCAGUAUCAAAUCUGUGGUUCUGAACUUUUUAGAAUGUGCAACAGCCAAUGAAUCACUUCAUUUGAAGAACAUUCUUCGUGGUGCACUGGUAACUAAAGAUAUUUUAUUGUCAGUUAUUUUGCUAAGUCAGUAAAUCUUUUAGUUCGCUAUAUUUCCGUUAAUAAUUUCAAAUGCCAAAACUCCGUUUUCAAAAACCAGAGCUCCGUCGUCAAAAACCAGAACUUCGUUUUCAAAUGCCAGAAUUCCGUUUUCAAAUGCCACUAGAACUCCGUUUUCAAAUGCCAGAACUCCGCGUUUUGAAAUGCCAGAACUCCGCGUUUUCAUAUGCCAGAACUCCGUUUUCAAAUGCCAAAACUACCUUUUCAAAUGUCAGAAGUCAGAACUCCGUGUUUUUUUCUGCCAUGCAGAAUUCCAUUCUGUCUUUUAAGCCACCAGAGCUUCGUUUUCAAAUGCCAAAACUGCCAUUUCAAAUGCCAGAACUCCGUUUCCAAUUAAUAAAAUAAUUAUCGGUUUAUGUCAUUUAUCUUUUCUUUCAUGUCUUUUUAGAUUAUUUUUCUCCUAGUUGCUGGAUUAAGACCAGUUAAAGACCCUAUGUUUCUUUUCAAAAUCUUUUCUGGUAAUUAUGCAUGGUUACGCAUCAAAAUUUUGCGUUAUUUCCUAUAGGAAGAGUAAAACGUCCCUUCAUUUCCUGUAGGAAGAGUAAAACGUCCCUUAAUCUUGUUCAUUUCAGAUUGGCACAAACAAGAUUCGAGGGUGUUUUUGGUGGUGGUUGGACCCGAGGUAUGAUAUGGAAGAAUUGUUACUAAAAAAUAGAAUUGGUUUGGUCGAGAAAAAUAGCGAAGCAUAUAUAUUGUUUCAGAUAGAUCUUGAGUUUUCGAAGAUGGUAAAGGAAACAGCUAAGAAGUAAGUUGGAUUGUUAAGUAAGAUAGAUAGAUAGAUUGUUUAAUAAAAUUUAAAAACGAUAUAUAAAGAUACGAAGGACAUAAAAUUAUGAUAAAUUAUCACUUCUGAGGAGUGAUUUACGUAGUAUACAGUAAAGAAAGAUAUUUUCUUUUCAGAUACCCAGGCGUUAUUGUUAUGCCAGCGCUAUCCCAGCCAGCUCUUCACGCUGGAAUUAAACAUUGUAUCACAGCUGUGGUAAAUACUUCCGUCAGUGAAGGAAUGGCGGCAUGUAUUUUAGAGGUAAGAAAUGUCUUUAUAUACUAAGAAAAAAUCUAGUGUACUGACAAAACGAGAUAGCAAAACAAGGAUUGGUGGGAUUUCAUGAGAAUAUGUCGAGGGCUGUUUAAUAGGUCAUAUCGUUCCACGUUCUGGCUAUUGGCUCCCUAGAAAUGUUUAAGAAAUGGGCCUUGUACACACGUAAAAACUGACAACUUGUGUGUUCGCAACAGGCUUGUAGAAAGCUUGUCAACAAGUUGUAACAAUGCUGUUAUUUUAUCAAGUUGCUACAAGGUUAUCACUCACAACUUGUUGACAAAUUGUUGAAUUGCAGGACGAUAACAAGUUGUUGGAUUGUUGGAACAACUUGUAACAAGUCUAUUGAGCUCAACAACCUUGUAGCAAGUUGCCAACAAGCCGUUCACAACUUGUCAACAAGCUGGGAACAAGCAGUGCGAACACAUCGUGUUGACAAGUUGUUGGAACAGCAUUGCUACAAGUCUGCUACAGGUUUGUUACAACGUGUGUGUUUUUACGUGUGCAAUUUGAAUGCAAGUAAAUAAUUUGGGCGUAACAUUUAAUUUUUGGAUAAUUUUCGUUCACAGGCAAUGGAUCUUGACACUGUGGUGCUCGCGCGAAAAAUUCCUGGUAAUGAAUGCUUGAUAAAGCAUGAUGAAAAUGGACUCCUGUUUCAAACUCCAGAGGUAUUCGUUGUUUAGUUAGAUGGCAAGGCUAAACCCUUUGAGAGAAUAAUAGUCUCAGAUAGCAGUCAUAGCACGCAUCUUUCUGAAACUGUGAUUUUUAUUGAUUCCAUUUUACAAUUAGUUAAAAACGGCUGUGCAAAAAAAAAACCAAGUAAACCUGCUCAUAAUUCAUUUUGGUAAUAUUUUGAGUCGCUAUGAGUUCAUUAUGUCACUCAAACAGUUUUUGAAUUUUGAGUCCAAAUUUUUUUUGCAGUGUAGCUGACAAAAUUGGAAUAAUUUAAGGUCAUUUACAUGUAACACACGGAUUGUUUUUCAAAAUUUACAGGAAUUUCUAUCGUUGGCCAAGCAAGUGGCUUACAAUGAGAAAUAUCGCGAGAGACUAACUUUGGGUGGCAAGGAGUACAUUUCAAACAAUCAUUCUUUGCGUCUUGAAAACGAGACUUAUAAAUCGGUUGUGAGAACGUUAAUGAAUUGAUGAAUUACUUUUCUGAAUCAUGAAUUGGUAUUCUGGGCAAAUGGUGUUCAACGUCAAGAGCAACAAACAUGGACGCCGGAGAGGGGGUGCAAGGGGGGAAUCGCCCCUCCCACGCCCUUUCCUAAAGGGGUCAAUGGGCGCAAAGGUGCCAUUUUUGAUUUUGGGGAAAUCUUUCUUAUUUAAAAGAAAAUCAUUACACGUUCGCCACAUUACCACCAACAUGUGAAAUUUUGUAGAAUUAGAUACUCAGUCCAAUUUCGAUGAUUGAGCCAAUCACCUUGCGUAAUUUACUGACGAGAACGAGGCUCCAAGACCAAAAAGUCUGUGUGACGUAAUUAUCGAAAUGGUGUAUUGUGACAAGAAAUUAUCAAAAUAAUUUUGUAAAAUAAAUUAAAUAUGACGAUCUUUUUAUAUAAAUUUGUUUGACUUCAAUAAAUUUAUUUUUG
Messenger RNA from Paramuricea clavata, 5214 nucleotides. The record is from the annotation of a GenBank genome assembly. Lineage: Eukaryota; Metazoa; Cnidaria; Anthozoa; Malacalcyonacea; Plexauridae.